Molecule: messenger RNA, 2308 nt
Organism: Macadamia integrifolia
Lineage: Eukaryota; Viridiplantae; Streptophyta; Magnoliopsida; Proteales; Proteaceae
Product: protein NRT1/ PTR FAMILY 6.4
Exons: 5
Coding region: 342-2090 (582 amino acids)
Biological process (GO): response to nitrate; transmembrane transport
Cellular component (GO): membrane
Molecular function (GO): nitrate transmembrane transporter activity
Source: RefSeq, a predicted model, not a curated record
GGACAAGGUAGUGUCACUGAACUAAAUCACCAGUAUUGUCCAAACAAGUCCUGAGAGUCACGGACUCACCAUGACCACAGAAACUACUCCCAAGUUUUCAUAUAUUACAAACUUACAAUCUGCCCAUCACACUACUCCACUUGCUUUUUGUGAUCAUUGACAACGUCUUUUCUCCCAAGUCCCGAGUUCCCAGCCCCUUCAUCCCCUCCAUCUACCUCUCCUUUCUUUAAAGUCCCAUAACCCAAUAACCAAAACUACUACCACCUCUCUCUCUCUCUCUCUCUCUCUCUCUCUCUCUCUCUCUCUCUCUCUCUCUCUGUGACUCUACAAUACUCUACACAAUGGUUUUGGCGGCUACCCGUCUCAGUAAAAAUGGCGAAAAUGAAGGAACUGCUGUAGACUUUCAUGGAAAUCCGGCAGACAAGUCCAAAACCGGUGGAUGGCUCGCUGCAGGUCUCAUCUUAGGAAGCGAACUCUCAGAGAGGAUAUGCGUAAUGGGCAUUUCCAUGAAUUUGGUAACAUACUUAGUCGGAAAUUUACAUAUUUCCACAUCCAAAUCUGCAAAUAUCGUCACCAAUUUCAUGGGUACUCUCAAUCUUCUAGCCCUCUUCGCCGGUUUCUUGGCCGACGCUAAGCUUGGUCGUUACUUAACGGUUGCAAUCUUUGCAACCAUUACAGCAUUGGGAGUUACUCUGUUAACAUUAGCAACAAGCAUUCCCAGUAUGAGACCCCCUCAGUGCAGUGACUACAGAAUGCAACACCAUCAGUGUAUAGAGGCCGACGGCCGGCAAUUAGCUAUGCUAUAUACUGCUCUUUACACAAUAGCACUCGGCGCCGGCGGCAUAAAAUCAAACGUUUCUGGGUUUGGAUCCGAUCAAUUUGAUGCAAAGGAUGAUAAAGAAGCAAAGGCCAUGAUUUUCUUCUUCAAUCGCUUCUACUUCUGUAUCAGUUUAGGUUCUGUGUUUUCUGUAACAGUUCUUGUGUACAUACAAGAUAACGUGGGGAGAGGAUGGGGUUAUGGGAUAUCGGCGGCGACAAUGGUUAUCGCCGUCGUUGUAUUGCUUGGUGGAACGCCGGUUUACAGGUUUAAGAAGCCUCAAGGAAGCCCAAUGACUGUGAUCUGGAAAGUGUUGUUCUUGGCUUGGAAGAAGAGGAGAUUGAAUUACUUUUCUAAUCCUAGUCUCUUGAAUGGGUAUCUCAAUGGAGAGGUUUCUCACACUCAAGGCUUCAGGUGGCUUGACAAGGCAGCAAUUGCAGAAGACAAAGAUUUUAAUGGAGAUACAACCCACAGGGACAACCCUUGGAUGGUCUCCACUGUGACCCAAGUGGAGGAAGUAAAGAUGGUACUGAAGCUAAUCCCAAUUUGGUCCACAUGCAUUCUCUUCUGGACAGUUUACUCUCAGAUGACUACUUUCACAGUGGAACAAGCCACCUUCAUGGAUCGAAAAGUCGGCUCCUUCCUCAUUCCCUCUGGCUCUUUCUCCUUCUUCCUCUUCAUCACCAUCCUUCUCUUUACUUCCUUGAACGAGAAGUUGUUUGUUCCUCUCGCUAGGAAAUUGACCCACAAUGUUCAAGGCAUCACUAGUCUACAGAGGAUUGGUAUAGGACUCAUCUUUUCAAUAGCUGCAAUGGUGGCAGCUGCGAUUGUUGAGAAACAAAGAAGGGAAAUUUCUGUCCACCAACAGACCAUGGUGAGUGCUUUCUGGUUAGUUCCUCAGUUUUUCCUCGUCGGGGCAGGUGAAGGUUUUGCUUAUGUUGGGCAACUUGAGUUUUUCAUAAGAGAAGCUCCAGAAAGAAUGAAGUCCAUGAGCACAGGACUCUUCCUUACCACCAUUUCAAUGGGGUUCUUUGUUAGUAGCUUGUUAGUAUCCUUGGUGAGCAAGGUGACUAAAAAGGCUUGGAUUAGAAACAAUCUGAACAAGGGGAGGUUAGAGAACUUCUAUUGGACUCUGGCAGUAUUGGGAGUUUUAAAUUUCUUGGUCUUUCUUGUGUUUGCUAUGAGACACCAAUAUAAGACCCAAAAAUUGAAUAGCAAUAAUGGUGAGGAGGAGCUUAAGGGUUUUGAAGAUACAGAGAAGAUGGAGUCUUGAAAUGAAGGAGUGGGCCUAGCUUAUGCAGGGAAGCAAGUGUUCAUUUAGCCUACUUAUAGGAGACUGAAAGAACUACAUCAUCAAAUUCAUUCUUCUCCUUUUCAUCUAUUGAAGACAAGUUUGUCUGAACAUAUUGAAAUAGUUGUAUGUUACCAUAAGAGCAGAUACAGAAUGCUGUCACCUGAGAAGAUGAAUACAUGAUUUAUUAUUAAGACUAA